Phasianus colchicus (ring-necked pheasant) is the source of this 553-nucleotide messenger RNA. The record is from RefSeq and is a predicted model, not a curated record. NCBI's taxonomy places the organism in Eukaryota, Metazoa, Chordata, Aves, Galliformes, Phasianidae.
CCGCCCUGCUGAGGGCAGGGAAGCCCAGAAACGACAAAAGGAUCUGCUCUGCCAGCGCAUCUCCUCACUCACAACUUCUACCUUUUGUGGCUUUGCCUUGCAGGGAAAUCUCUUUUCUCACCAAGAUGUCUUGCUACGACCUGUGCCCACCCAAAACCAGCGUCGCCGUGCCCCAGCCCAUCGCUGAGAGCUGCAACGAGCUGUGCGCGCGCCAGUGCCCCGACUCUUCGGCCUUCAUCCAGCCACCGCCCGUCGUCGUCACCUUCCCCGGCCCCAUCCUCAGCUCCUUCCCCCAGCAAGCCAUGGUGGGCUCCUCCGGAGCACCCGCCUUUGGGGGCUCCCUGGGGCUGGGGGGCCUCUACGGCGCCGGGGCCACUCAGGGCUCGGGCGGCCUCUGCACCUUUGGCAGACCCUACGCUUCCCCUGCCUGCAGCCCCUGCGCCUUGCCCCGCUACAGCAGGAAGCUGUGGGACACCUGUGGGCCCUGCUAAACCCAGGUGCAAAACUCCUCUCCUCUUCCUUCCUCAAUCUCUGUCCUGAUUUGCCAUGCUCA